This is a messenger RNA of Dichomitus squalens LYAD-421 SS1, 2106 nucleotides long. RefSeq lists its product as uncharacterized. Lineage: Eukaryota; Fungi; Basidiomycota; Agaricomycetes; Polyporales; Polyporaceae. The coding region runs from base 1 to 2106 and encodes 701 amino acids. The transcript is spliced from 3 exons. The record is from RefSeq and is a predicted model, not a curated record.
AUGCUCUCAACAUCUGGAGACCUUGUAUUCUUGCUACAAACCUACUUCAGUGCCGAUAUCAGCUUAGUGCGCUCGCUAUACAUUCUUACCGCACUAGUGUCGCUCUGGCCACUGUGGCGUCUGCACCGUCGUCAGACCCAUGACCCUCGGCAGCCUGCCCUUACUGGUUGGUCCAAAAGCCUUCGUCAAACACUUCAAAGCGCUGCUCAGCAACAUAUACCAUACAACAAUGACACCGAGUACGGACUGGAUGAAGACAGCUCUAGAGCUAUUAGUGAAGGCCUACAUGCCGACGCUGAACUCGUGUAUGAGCUCCUGGGUAUCUCCCCAGAGUCCAUCUCAGCUUCAAACGCUCUACCGCUUCCUCCCAUCAUCCUCUGCACCACACAUGUAGAGUGCGUGCUGUGUGAUCCGCCCCAGCCUCGACGUUCUCUGCGCAGGCGCAUUGCUGGACAGAAAGUCAAGGUCCUCACCUCAGAUCUCCGAUGGCGCGAGGCCACCUUGUUUGUGGCCCACUGUGUCGACUGUCUAGCAGACUACUAUCCCGACUUCAUCACAUAUUCGGAUCAUCAAGGCCAGCGUCGCCAGAAGUUGGACUGUAGUGCCCGUUACCUCCGCAUCUCAAAGCAUGGAAUCUGGGCAGAGCGGCGUUUGGCAUGGGCACAAGAACAUGCCCUCAUCCGCUUUCACUCAGGCUGGGCCAACUUUGCCAACUGGGUCAAUGAUCUUUUGCCAAUGAAACCCCUUCUUACAAACCGCCAGUCUCAACGCUUAUUCCUAGAACACUUCACUCGCAGACUGCUUGUGGCCCAUGGACAGCACGAAGACUUCUCUGUCCCUGCUCAUUCCGAUGCUACCACUCUGGCAGCUGCCUUACGCGAUCAAAUUGGAGCAGAUGGAGGAGUGUUGCAGAGUGCCCUGACUCAUGGCUGCACUGGAUGCACUCAUGUCAAGCGUUACUACUCAGACCUUGAAGAACAGGGGGCAAUACUUGAUGGGGUCAAUCCAGAUCAAGUAGCUGACAUAGAUGCUGAGGACGAGGAAUUAGUACCUAACCCACAAGAGGGCGACAUCGAGCUACCUAGGAACUUGGCAGUUCCUGCUCCUAUCCAUCAGGGGGCUCCUGUAGGUGAACCUCGAGGAUAUGUUCAGCUUGCAGUUAUGGAUGGAAAGACGAUCACACAUAAGGUAUGUGCCCUUGACGACUGUCGCAACCCCCUAGUAGACUACCGUCGAGGGCGGUUCUGUGAAGAUCACAUAGAUCUCCAGAACGUGUGUGGUAUUGUCCCUUGUGGUCGACAAGUUGCCCCAGGUGAAGUAACGUGCGAUCUUGAAGCACACCGCACUUGGUAUCGGAAAUGGCAAGCUCGAUUCACCCGUAUGUCAUUUGCUGGUGUGCAGCGGGUUAUACGCAGGCAGCAAGCUGCCCCUAGUAAUCCUGGCGGUCACCGCCCAAACCUCCAAGUCCAGCUUCCCCCACUAGCUGAUACUCCGGGCCACGAAGUCGUUCAUACAUUCCGCGCAAAGACGACCUACUGCCUAGAAACCAUUCAAUGGGCGUGUGGAAUGCCCAUCGGAUGGGGCAAGUGCUAUAAGUCUGAAAGCACUCCCCAGGUCCUCGAUUUUAUCAAUAGGAUAUGGCCUGAAGAAGCGCAACAUGUAAGGCCAAGUUUCAUCGUAUUUGAUGAUGCUUGUGAUCUUCUUCGCCAUAUUGUCACUCAAGAUCCUGGAGACGCUUGGGUCGCAACAACGAAGUUUGUUGUUGAUGCAUGGCACUAUAUUGGUCAUAAGGCAACAGAUGUACUCUGUCGCCUUUGGUGUAAUCCAGCUCCUAGAGAUGGGUCGCAACCGGACCUGGUAGUGGUAGACACAGAUGAUCUCGGCAAUGUCCAUCUGGUUCGUGCAUUCAACACUGAGACUGCAGAGCAGUUCAAUGCAUGGCUCAGUGGAUUCGAAGGUCUAAUGCGCUCUAUGACCAAUGUCAACUAUGACUUCUUUGUUCAUGUACUCUUUUUAGUCUACAGCGAGGAGGUUGAGGAGAGAAUAAGGCGGAAUAAUCAGGAGCUGGAUGAGGAAUUUUGGGAUGCAGUAGAAGAGUUACUUUAG